CGCGGCUCCCGUCGCACCUGAAUCGGUGCCUGCCCGCCCGAGGCGCAGCGCGACUAACCGGCUCCUCGCUGUUUCUCCUGCGCCACCAUGGCUGGGGCUGGCAGGCUUCAUCCCGCUGAGGGGAUAACCAGAUGCUGGUGCUGCUGCUGCCGCCGCCACCCUGUUGGGAUCGGCUGGAGGCGCCUGCCGUUCCUUCUGCUCUGUCUGUCGUUGCUGCUUUGGGCGGGCGCCGCUACCCAGGGGGAGAAUCUCCACGCCUGCAAAGAGUCUGAGUACCAUUAUGAAUACACAGCAUGUGACAGCCUGGGCUCCAGAUGGAGAGUUGCUGUGCCCCACACCCCAGGACUCUGCACUGGCCUGCCAGAUCCCAUCAAAGGCACAGAAUGUGCAUUUUCUUGCAAAGCAGGUGAAUUCUUGGAUAUGAAAGAUCAGUCUUGCAAGCCAUGUGCACAGGGCACUUAUUCUCUUGGGACUGGUGUCAGGUUCGAUGAAUGGGAUGAGUUGCCCCAUGGAUUUGCCAACACAGCGACCAAUUUUGAAAUUGAUUACAACCUCUUGGGAAACUGCACCAAGUCAACAUGGGUUCCUAAGGGAGAUUAUAUUGCCUCCAACACCGAUGAGUGCAUAGCUACUCUGAUGUACGCUGUUAACCUCAAGCAAUCUGGGACCGUCUCCUUUGAAUACAUCUACCCGGACAGCAACAUCGUCUUUGAAUUCUUUGUGCAGAAUGAUCAGUGUCAACCAACUGUGGAGGAUUCUCGAUGGAUGAGAACUACAGAGAGAGGUUGGAAGAAACACAGUGUGGAGCUGAGUCGUGGCAACAAUGUCUUGUACUGGAAAACAACAGCUUUCUCUAUUUGGUCCAAAACCCCCAAGCCUGUGUUGGUGAAAAACAUUGGGAUUACAGGUGUGGCUUAUACUUCUGAAUGCUUUCCUUGUAAAGCAGGCACCUACACUGCCAAAUCUGGUUCUUCCUUCUGUCAGCAAUGCCCAGCAAAUUCUUUUUCUUCCAAAGGAGCUACUUCUUGCCAGCAGUGUGAACCAGCAAAUUACUCAGAACCAGGUUCUUCCUCCUGCAAGUCUCGCCCAGCCUGUACAGAUAAGGAUUAUUUUUAUACCCACACUACCUGUGAUGAAAAUGGGGAGACACAGCUAAUGUAUAAAUGGGCUGAACCAAAGAUCUGCAGUGAAGAUCUCCCUAAGGCGGUGAAAUUACCUCCAUCGGGUGUAAAGAUGAUGUGCCCCCCUUGUAAUCCUGGGUUUUUUAAAACAAAUGCCAGCACCUGCGAGCCUUGUCCAUAUGGGAAAUACUCAAAUGGGUCUGGUUGUACCAAUUGUCCAGUUGGCACCGAGCCCGCACUAGGCUUUGAAUACAAAUGGUGGAACACGCUGCCAGCUAAUAUGGAGACCACAGUUCUCAGUGGAAUCAGUUUCGAAUAUAAGAGAAUGGCAGGGUGGGAAGUGGCAGGUGACUACAUCUACACAGCUGCAGGAGGUUCUGACAAUGAUUUCAUGAUUUUAACAUUGGUGAUUCCUGGCUUCAGUCCACCACAAUCAGUUAUGGAAGACUCUGAAAAUAAGAAGGUAGCAGAAAUCACUUUUGUCUUUGAAACCAUCUGCAGUGUGAAUUGUGAACUUUAUUUUAUGGUGGGUAUGAAUUCUAGAACCAAUUCCCCUGUAGAAACCUGGUUUGGCUCCAAAGGAAAACAAUCCUAUACGUACGUUGUUGAGAAGAAUGCUACUACGAGUUUCACGUGGGCCUUCCAGAGGACAGCAUACAACGAAGCGGGAAGAAAAUACACAAAUGAUGUUGCCAGAUUGUACUCCAUCAAUGUGACCAAUGUCAUAGACGGUGUAGCUUCUUACUGCCGGCAGUGUGCUUUGGAAACCUCUGGCUCAUCCUGUACUUCCUGCCCUCAUGGGCACUACAUUGACAAAACAUCUGGUGGUUGUUCUCCAUGUCCAUCAAACACUUACCUGAAAGCUCACCAACCUUAUGGCAAUCAAGCUUGCAUCCGUUGUGGCCCUGGCACAAAAAGUAACAAGAUGCAUUCUCUGUGUUACAAUGACUGUCACUUCUCAAUCAGCAAGAAGGAUAGGACUCUGGAGUAUAACUUCUCCAGACUGGCUAACAGCACCUCCUUUUUAGGAGGGCCAAGCUUUACUUCAAAAGGCCUGAAGUAUUUUCAUCAUUUCAACAUCAGCCUGUGUGGAAAUUAUGGAAAGAAGACUGCUCUCUGCGUAAAUAAUGUCACAGAUAUUCAUAUUUUGGACAAAGGCACUGAGUUCUCAAAGUCAACUUCAUCCUAUGUAUGCCAGUCUGUCAUGAUUCCUUCCGAAGUGAUGGGUUACAAAACCAUGGUCUCUUCUCAGCCUGUGAGCCUGGCGGAUACCUUUGUGGGAGUAACAACAAAACCUACUCUGGACAACAUAACUUCUCAUACUGAUUAUUUCCCUGCUGAAAAUGGGGACUUACCUGAUGUCAUAUUCUUUUAUAGAUCCAAGGAUGUGACCCAGACAUGCCGUGAUGGAAGAGUAACUACCAUUAGGUUGAGAUGUGACCCCCUAAAAUUUGAGCUUGGAUUGCUCUCUUUACCAAGCAAGUGUCCUGAUGGAACCUGUGAUGGAUGCACUUUCCAUUUCCUGUGGGAGUCGGUUGAAGCCUGUCCUCUCUGUUCUGCAGAAGAUUACCAUGCCAUUAUCAGUGCCUGCAUUGGAGGGAUACAGCGAACCACCUAUGUAUGGCGGAAGCCAAAGUUAUGUGCUGGAGGUGUCCUGCUUCCAGAAGAAAAAGUCAGCAUCUGCAAGUCCAUGGACUUCUGGCUUAAGGUGGGCAUCUCAUCUGGGACUUGUGCUGCUGUCCUGCUAAUCGUCAUGACUUGCUACUUCUGGAAGAAAAAUCAAAAGUUAGAAUAUAAAUACUCUAAGCUGGUUAUGAAUACUAGUGCCAAGGACAGUGAACUGCCUGCAGCUGACAGUUGUGCCAUCAUGGAGGGGGAAGACGUAGAGGACGACCUGUUAUUCACAAGCAAGAAUUCUUUCUUUGGGAAAAUAAAGGCAUUCACUUCUAAAGCUUCUCUUAGGUACAGUCAGGCAUGGCAGGACUCUGUGUGUAGGGCUGUUCUCAAUAAACUAAGAGGAAGAAUCUUCCAGCAUCCUCAAAUGGACCCUUCUUUGGCCCCCAGUGCACUGAUACCUCCCAGUAGAAGCAAAAUCAUGUGUGGACAUCUGGGGAAGAAACAUCAAAAGCAAGUUUCUGAGAACAUCUGAUGGUUUUGAUUCUGUGCCCUUGAAGACUUCUUCUGGCACCACCGACAUGGAUCUUUAGAAGUGGUUUGCCUCUCCCAUACAUUUCCUGGAAGAUGCUUUGGGAGUUCUCCUUGAUUAAUACUGGCACUUUGAUGAACUUGCCAUGUGGCCUUAUUGGAAUAUCUUUUAACUUCAGCUUCUUACUGUACUUUUUAAAGUCAAACAUUUUAACAAAUGUCCAAAAACAAACUGUGCCAAAUAUAAUUGUGCUUUUAAAAUUAUGUGUAGAUGUAUAUUUAUAUGUUUAUUGCAUACAUUGUGCCCUCUUUUGUGAUAAUCCCACCCACAAAAAGUUGUUUUCCACAGUAAAGCUAGUGACAUUAUACACAUCUUCUCUUUAAUAGCUAAUACACUGUAAAAUUGAUUUAAAGUCAUGUCACUCUGCUAAGAUAAACUGCUUCUCUGAGUAAGACCUAUUGCACCAAAAGGUCUUAGUGAUAAGAAGAAUGUGUAGAAUUGUGCUGUGAAACUUUCCAUUUGCUUUUUGUAGCUUGCAACAAACAUCCCUCCUAAAGAAGCUAGUAUAACAACAGUUACAUCAAACAAUUUGCCUCUCUAAGAUUUUACUGUACUAUUCAGGACUCCUCAACAAAGCAGGCCUAUCUUUCCCUGUCAGGAUACCUGGCUAUUCUGCUGUUGUCUCUAUUUUCAGUUCUUUUAUUUUAAAACAACAGGGAAAAAAUAUCUACAUUAAUCUUUUCCAAGACUUGAAACUGCUAUUAUUUGUUUUGUUAAUGACCCUUCAGGAAAAUGCAUUGUGGUCAAGGACUUGUGCUGCUGGUGCACCUAUCAUUGACAGUAGCAUAUGUGAAACUCCAUGGCCUAAUAAGGUUUCUGCCACAUCAUGGAACUCAGUCAGAUUAGGAUUCCAGAUCACAUUCCUCAACUCUGUGAGUUGUAAAUGUUAUAACAAUGACUGCAAUGAUAAAGAAAAACCUCUAGCAUAGCAAACCAAAAUCAGGGUAUUACAUAUUUGAAAAAUUCUGUAUCACAUCCAAGGGUAGCGGAAUAGCUGUUAGAAACAUGUUUCCAACUCUGAAUUCAGAUGUCUAUUUUAAACCCAUUCUCAUUCUUUGUAGGAAACUAUUGAGUCUGUUUAAUAUUUCAGGCCAUUUUCCUGCCCUGAUUCCACCCAGAAAAGCUUAUCCUAUAAACAGGUUCCUGUCACAUAAGACUCUUCGGAUUUUCUUGCUGUUUUCAGUGCCUUCUAAAUUUUAAAGAGCUUCUCCAAUCUGGCACGCUUCAAAGAUAUUGGCUAGCUGGGGAUAAUGGGGUUGUAGUUUGACAUAGCUAGAAGUCAUCAGAUCAUAGAAGUUGCCUUAAACUAAAUACUACAUGAAUUAUUUUGAAUGAAUACUUAAGAGUCACAAAGGACAGUGCAGGAGACCUGAAAACAAGGCCUUCUGACAUGAGCUUCAACUGUAUGUUAAAUGACUUAUGAGUGUUAAUACAUGAAAAUGGCCCAAGAUAACAUUACUAUUUUGAGUUCAGGUGUUCUGUUGUAAGUUUAUCUUGAUAUUAUUCUCUGUCAGAAUUUUUCAGAGCACCUAGCUAGAGAUUAUGUCUUCUAUUACACUUUGGAAAGGACUAACAAUUUGGGCUUUGGGAUUCAGGCACCAUCUAAUAACUGGCAAUUGCCAAGUUAAAAUUGACUGAUUUUGUUGCUUUGUUUGUUUUGGCAGGUUAGAAUAACCUUCAGGGUUCUGUUUGCAGUUAAAACAGAGGAAUAUACAAAAAACAGGUUCAUUUUUUGACAGUAUACUUCUCUACCUCAGAAAUAAUUCCCAUUGAAUCAGUAGGGCUUUCCUCCAAGUAAAAGAUCUCCCUUAGAUUCCUCUGAAUGUCCAAAUACUCUGUAAAAGUAAAAAGAAAUUCACUACUUUUUCAAGUAUGUACUUAAAGUACCCCCGAAUAUAGAUUUCUAUCCACAUUCCACUUUAAACAUAUCUUGAAAGUAUCCAUUCUUAUAUAAUGGAGUGCUUGAAAAAAUGGUAACUAGCCACUACAUGAUUUUAACAGUCAUUUUUUUUGUUUGUUUUAAAAAAUGUUUAACCAAGCCUUCUCAAUCAAAUUUUUUUUGAAGUAUUGGAACCACAGCCACUAUCACUCCCAGACUGUAUACCAGGAUGCUGCCACUGACAGCAAUGGGAGUUGCAUUCAACCACAUUUGAAGGACACAAUUUAGGGUAAACUUGGUUUAAGCCAUUUUUGCCAAAGCAGUUAGCAGGACUAUUAUAUUGUUUGAAAUGGAUUACAUUUAUUGGGAUGCAGCUAUACUAGUUCAAGAGAGAUAACCAAUAUUGCUUUAAAAUGAGACAAGCUAAAUGCUUUUACUCUAUAAAUAGUUCUUAGGUACUAAUGCAUGAUAAAAUUGAAAAAUAUUAUAAUCCUAAAGAUCAGUAUACUUUGCAGUUGAAAGGCCUAAUAGCUGUUGCUGUGAUAGUAAUUGAAAAAAAUUGAGACUGUGACAGCCUCUUAAAAAUGAUAUAGAGAUGAGAAGGCAGAAAUUGCUCUGAGAGUAUAGUUAUCAGUUGUGCUUUCUUACCCAGUAGGAAACUGUACUAGAUGUAAAUUAACCAGUUGUUGCUAGUUGCAAUAAUUUGAGACAUUCUAUACAAUUCACAAUAUGUAAAGUUAAAUGUAGCUUUUAUUAUGGCUUGCCAGUUGUUUGAUAAUGUCUAUAAUAAAAGCCAUAUUUUGGAACACCCAAGGGACACAUAUGGUAGGACAAAUUCAUUUGAUGGGGUAGUUACAAACCUGCAAGCUAGAGUGAUUGUUGGCAUAAUAACAUUAACUAGAACAUAUCUUGUAAAAGGCUACCAUUGUACCUGGACUGGUUUUCCCCAUCUGGACUUUAGUUAUUUAAACAAUAGAUAAAGGCAAGUCUUCUCUAGGAUUACCAAAUCAAUUUGGCAUCAAAUUCAUGGUUCUUUUCUAGCUGCCUAUCAGAGGAUGUUCUGACUUAUUUAUUUUGAUGAAAAAUGUACACAGGAAGGAAGCCAGAGAUAACCUAAUAUUGGAAGGAUAAGAAAUUGGGACUUUAAGGGACACUAAGGAAAAAUUACCCUUUGGUAUUGCCAUUUGCACAAAUUGAACUAUUCUAGCACUGUAUAACAUCAAAGUAUUCUGGAACUGACAAGUAUGUAUACAUAAUAUAUACAUACAUACACACAUACACAUAGUUUGAUCAAACUAGUGCUGACAAAAGCAACAGUCUUUUCUUUUGAAAAUCUCUGAUCUUUUCCAUAUAAAAGUGCUUGCCUGAGGAUAGGAAGAUUACGCUCAUGUAAUACAGUAAGAUGUUUGGGGACAAAUUUAUCAGUGGUUAUGAGAGUAGCUUAGGAGAGUUUCUUAUUGCUCAGGACAGGAAGAUUUUUUUUUUUUAGUUUCAAAUAAAGCUCACAGGAAUAAAGAAAGGCAGGACUGGUAUUAGGCUAGAUAGAAUACAGUAUA
Messenger RNA from Notechis scutatus (mainland tiger snake), 6762 nucleotides. Lineage: Eukaryota; Metazoa; Chordata; Lepidosauria; Squamata; Elapidae. The record is from RefSeq and is a predicted model, not a curated record.